Molecule: messenger RNA, 3006 nt
Organism: Musa acuminata AAA Group (dessert banana)
Lineage: Eukaryota; Viridiplantae; Streptophyta; Magnoliopsida; Zingiberales; Musaceae
Product: probable amino-acid acetyltransferase NAGS2, chloroplastic
Exons: 11
Coding region: 144-1916 (590 amino acids)
Biological process (GO): L-arginine biosynthetic process
Cellular component (GO): cytoplasm
Molecular function (GO): L-glutamate N-acetyltransferase activity, acting on acetyl-CoA as donor
Source: RefSeq, a predicted model, not a curated record
UGCUCGGGGGUUAAGGGCAGAACGCAUUGUAGUACAUUUCCGUUCCCUCCCCUGAUCGAGUUUCUGAUUCCCUUGAACCCUCAAGCCCGUCGCCUGGUCUUGCCGGUUCUAGGGUUUCGCUCCUCCCUACCUCUCCGAUCUCGAUGGCCGCUUCUUGCUCCAAGACACUGAUCUCUCCCUCCGUCGGCGGGGCGCCUCCGCGCUGGAAGAGGACCCCGCCCCUCCGCCGGAUCGACGUCCGCCCCAGGCGCCGGAACGGCGUCGGUGGUCGAUCCCUCUCCAUAUCCUGCGGAAGCUCCGAUCCGGACGUGGAGAACGGCUUAUCCGAAGGUCAUGCCUCGAGGGAAAACGAGCAGUUCGUUGGGUGGUUCCGCCAGGCCUGGCCGUACAUUAGGGGCCACAGAGGAAGCACCUUCGUCGUGGUGAUAUCUGGAGAAAUCGUGGACAGCCCCAACUUGGACAGCAUCCUGCAGGAUAUAUCACUGCUUCAUGGUCUAGGGAUCAAAUUUGUUCUUGUUCCUGGAACCCAUGUCUUGAUAGAUAAGCUUUUGCAUAAGAAAGGAAGCAAGGGGAAGUAUGUUGGGCAGUACCGAAUUACUGAUUCUGAUUCACUAGAGGCAGCAAUGGAAGCUGCUGGGAGAAUUCGUCUUGUAAUUGAAGCAAAGCUUUCGCCGGGACCCCCUAUAUUAAAUCUUCGUCGGCAUGGUGAUCAUAGUCGUUUUCAUGAUCUUGGUGUUGGCGUGGCUAGUGGCAACUUUCUUGCAGCCAAGAGAAGGGGAGUUGUUGAAGGUAUAGACUUUGGAUCAACUGGCGAAGUGAAAAGGAUAGAUGUAUCUAGUAUAAGAGAAAGGCUUGACAGAGAUUGUAUAGUUAUAGUUAGCAACCUUGGCUAUUCAAGUUCAGGAGAAGUCCUAAAUUGCAACACCUAUGAAGUUGCUACUGCCUGUGCUUUAGCCAUUGAGGCAGACAAAUUGAUUUCCAUUGUCGAUGGCCAGAUACUCGAUGAACAUGGACGAUUUAUACGUUUCAUGACUCUCCGAGAUGCUGACUUGUUAAUUAGAAAGAGAGCUAAGCAGAGUGAGACAGCUGCAAACUACGUUAAAUUUGUUGGUGAAGAUAUUAAUUCUUCUGGCUAUCUUCAUUCAAAUAUAAGUGGUACAAUUUCAUGGAAGGAGAAAGACUUCAUUCAAAGUCACAGAGCAACAUUUCAGAAUGGUGUUGGGUUUGAUAAUGGGAAUGGAUGGUCUGGCGAACAAGGAUUUGCUAUUGGUGGCGAAGAACGGCUAAGCAGAUUAAAUGGUUACCACUCAGAAUUGGCUGCAGCAGCAUUUGUUUGCAAGGGUGGAGUUCAGAGAGUUCAUUUAAUUGAUGGAACUCUUGGGGGAGCCUUGCUUCUGGAAUUAUUUACCAGAGAUGGAGUAGGGACUAUGGUGGCUAGUGAUGUCUAUGAGGGAACACGGAUGGCUACAGUGGCAGAUCUUCCUGGUAUAAAGAAGCUUCUCCAACCAAUGGUAGAAUCAGGUGCCUUGAUUCGAAGGACUGAUGAAGAGCUUCUUUGUUCAUUGGAUUCCUUUAUCGUUGUUGAAAGAGAUGGUUCAAUUAUUGCAUGUGCUGCUCUUUUCCCUUUCUUCGAGGAUAAGUGUGGUGAGGUUGCUGCUGUGACUGUGUCUCCGGAGUGCCGAGGUCAUGGACAAGGAGAUAAAUUACUCGAUUACGUAGAGAAGAAAGCAACGUCUCUUGGACUAGAGAGACUUUUCCUGCUGACAACUCGUUCUGCAGAUUGGUUCGUGAGGCGUGGCUUUUCCGAGUGUUCCAUCGAGUCCAUUCCAGAGCAGAGAAGGAAAAGAAUCAAUCUUUCGCGUGGAUCGAAGUAUUACAUAAAGAGGCUGUAUCCGGUGCUAGAUGUUGCUUACUGAAGGAUAUGCUUUGACCAUGGUAGUAGGAGUAGGUGGCGGAGGAUGAACGGGAAGUGGGAGGUGUUACUAUUCGACGGGAAGCAUGACUUCGUUGGUGCGGAGGAGACGCAGCGUCCAGGGCGGGUUGUACCUGGCGAGGAGGAAGUCGCCGACCACCUUGUGGCCGUCCCGCUCUAAGCUCCGCCUCAGCUGCUGCAUCCUCUCCGCCGCCACCUCGUCGGAGGCCACCCCGCUGAACUUCGCCACCCCGUACUUGGCCUCCUCCUCCUCCUCCUUCACCACCAGCAGCUCGUCCAUGGGCGCCGGCGCCUCCGCCGCCCCCGCGUACUUGGACGGCAGCACGAACUGCAUCGUCACCGCCCCGCCGCUGCGGGUGACGACCCGUCAUGUCGAUCUUCUCCGGACGGUCCUUGCUGACGACGGCUGCGGUCAUGGCGAUCUUCUCCGGGCGGACGUUCUGCGGGUCGCCGAGGGCGCCGAUGUAGUUGGCCAGGAUUAUGAAGCCGCCGUCGCGGUCGUUGCGGAACUUGGAGGGGUCGUAGUUGACUUCGGCCACCACACGAAGGAAGUACUUGCUGAUCUGGUAGUCUGCGGCCGCGCGGAUGACUUCAUAUUUGGGCGUCUCUACCGUGAUCUUCCCCAACACCAAACCCAUCUCUCCCUCACUUUCGCUUCGUCGAUAUGAACGUGGGCGCGUGUAUAUUUAUAUAUAUAGUCGCUUGCUUGGUAAAGAAGGUGUGGUGGUGGUGGCAAUGGCAGUCGCAGGACGAGACGGGGGCCCGAGGAGGAGGGAGGCGGCACAGACGUGUCCUGGCGUCAUGCCGUGGUGCGAUUCAUUUGCUCGCUUCGGGAAGGAGGGCGGCCUCGAUGGGAUUCGGAAACAUUGGAUCGCCGGUUGGGUAAGAAAACUUCUACUUAUCAAACUGGAUCGUACUUUAUUUUCUUUUGCUGAUAUUGCUUGACACGUAACCCAAUGUGAAGGCUUCGGACGUAGACUGAUGUGUUAAACAUUGAUUGGAUGGUAUAUUCGUUAAAAGACAAAAUAUUCACGACAGUCGUAAAUUGUCAUUUUCCAAAGAUUUUUUUUUUU